Messenger RNA from Paramecium pentaurelia, 2127 nucleotides. Lineage: Eukaryota; Ciliophora; Oligohymenophorea; Peniculida; Parameciidae. The record is from the annotation of a GenBank genome assembly.
AUGAGUGAAGAACAGUAAAACAAUAAUGUAAAUCAAUUACCAAAUUUGGUUAAUUAAAGAUCAAAUAGAAAUACUUCUUAGAUAGAUUUAAACUUUGUUUAAAGUAUAAUAUAAAUGAAUAUAUUAUUUAGAAAGUAAAACAAUACAAUCUGAAAAUUGGGAAAUGCUAUAAAGAGUUAAAGAAAGUCUAGAGAGUAAGGCAUUUAGUAACUUUUUCACAAGUUCUUUAGCUAAAUUACCUAAUUUUAAGAGUCCUUAAGAAUUAGCUAAAGUAUUAGCUGAUUAAUUUAUAUAAAAUGAAAUAAAAAAAGGUAAGAAGAGAGAAGCUAAAUCUGCAAUAAAAAUUUAAGUAUCUCAACCACAAACAUCAGAUAGUUUACCAGCUUUGAAAACUCCAUAAAUUAGGUUAGAAAAAAAUAAAUUUAAUUAAAUACGUUCAAAAAGUCGUGAUAAACUUAGAGAAUUGGAAAUGAUUAAAGAAUAAGAGAGAGAAAAAGAAUAAUAUAAUAAAGAGAAUAAUAAAUAAAAUGAAAAAAUUUUAAAAUAAAAAAACAAAUUAUUAUCAAAAGAUACUUAAAGAUAAAAAGAAUAAGAUAAAUCAUUUGUUGAAUAACCUUCCCCUCCAAUUAAAGUUUCUAAAAAUAUUAGACAUACAAUAUCAAUUAUGAAACUCUAACCUUCAACUCCUAUUGAAAUUAAUUCUUAAUCAUAACCAACUUUGUAUUCAUACUUUUUAGGUGGAGGAAAUAAUAGUGAAUUAAUAAAACGUGUAUUUGAUUAUAGACCAGAUUGGCAUUAGACUACUAAUACAACUAGAGCUAAUUUUAGAUGGUAAUAAUCUAAUCAUGGUUAUAAAUAUUUUAAAUUGAAUUGGCAUAAAUCUCAUAAAGAAUUACUCAAUCAUUUUGAAUUUCAUCCUGAAAUUAGUAAUAAAAAGAAUUUAUUAUUGAAUAUAUCAGCUGCCUGUGAAGUAAAAUGAAUUUUUAAUUAGAUACUUAAAUUGAAUCCUUUUGAUAUUACACCUGUAACUUUUGCUAUAGAUUUUACAGAUGCAUAAGUAGAAUCGAAUAUAUCUGCCUUUUAUAAUUUCUAUAAUAAAAAUGCACCAGAAUAAAAAUAAUUAAAUAAAUAAGAUUCAUAAAAUAAAUUGAAUGAAAUAAAAAAGAAACUAAGAAUAGCUCCUAGUAAAGAUAAAAAAUAAUUGGAAUUUCAAAUGAGAGAUUCAUUUACAGGUCCUGAUUAUUUAUGGCUAUUGAAACCAACAGGAUUAAAUAGAGGAAGAGGAAUUCAUGUGUUUUAAGAUAUUGACAAUCUUGUUGAAUUGUUAAUUGAUUAUUAAUAUGGUUAUCAUGAAAAAUAAAUAGAAACAUAUAAAGAUGAGAAUGGAUAAAGUCAAUAAAAGGUUGUUUAAUAUUUAUUGAAAACAUCAUCAUUUGUUGUUCAAAAAUAUAUUGAGAAACCUUUAUUAAUAAAAAAUAGAAAAUUUGACAUAAGAGUUUGGGUAUUUCUUAAUACUGAUAUGAGUUGUUAUUUUUUUAAGUAAAAAUUAUAUUUUAUACUUUAUUAGAGAAGGCUAUAUAAGAAUGGCAUCUGAAGAAUAUAGAACAAAUGAUGUAGAUAAUAUAUAUAUUCAUUUAACAAAUAAUGCAAUUUAACAGCAUAGUGAUAAAUAUGGAUAAUAAGAAUUAGGAAAUUAAUUAUCAUUUGAUUCAGUUUCUGAUUAUUUCAAAUCUAAAAUAGAUUUUAGAGGAUAGAUAGUUGAGAAAAUGAAAGAAAUGGCAUAUUUUGCAAUGAAAACAGUUGCUACUAAAAUCAAUAAGUUAAAUAGAAAAUUUUGUAUGGAGAUUUUUGGUUUUGAUUUCUUUUUGGAUGAACUCUUCAAUACUUAUUUAAUAGAAGUUAAUACUAAUCCUUGUCUUGAAGAAUCUAGUCCAUUAUUACAAAUGUUAAUACCAAGAAUGAUUGAUGAUGCCUUUGUUUUAACUGUCGAUUAGAUAUUCCCUACUUAAAGAGAUCUUGUAUCAAAAUUCCCUGUUACUAACUAUAGUGAUACUGAAAAUAUGUGGUAAUUAAUUGAAUAAUGAUAAUAGGUAAUUAAUGGGAGAAUUAACUGAAAUACAAGGAUGA